CAGCAGAUGAAGGUGAAAACAGCCGUCUGGUGUCAAACUGCACAAACAUCAUUCACCGCGAGGGUCAAACACAUCUAAGUGAAGUAACGAUAAGCAAAACACAUUUUUGACUGGUGGGAGACUUUAAAUGUCUGUGCAGUGGCAGCAAUAUCAUUGCUGAGGCACAUUAAAAAAACAUUUAGAGCUGCUCUUAUCUAACCAUUUAAAGUUAAGCAACUGCUUUUUUUUAUAAAUUAACAUUUUUUUUCAUGAUAUUCUAGCCAAGGACAUCAAAUGAAACGGGUUUCUCAGUGGAAAAAGUGCUGCUGUGUUAUCCUAAAUCAGACCCAAUGGGAAACAGAUGGUAUAUCUUUAAAUGUAGGAACUAAUCAUGACCUAUCACACUUUUUUUUUUCACCUUUACAGUGGAGCAGAACUUUAUACAUGCAGAUUGAUUCAUGUCCCUUCAGUUUACUCAUCCUCUACCAACUCAACACCACCCAUCUCCUGCAGCAGAGGAUGGGUGUGGCUGGACAGUGUCAAAUUACACUCAAAUUACAGACCUGCUCAACAGGCCCCUCUCCCACUCCCUCUGCACCUCCAUUGGUUGAGAACCAACCGCUCAACUCAACCAGCCUGUUUCCUGCAGGGCAGAAACUUUUUGUACAAGAGGAAAUGACAUCACGGCACCGAGACCUGCCACACAAACACUGAAAACAGAUGAGGAGCAAACGUCUUUCAGAUGUCUCGUGACUUCGAGUAUAGCAUCACAGUUCAGCCUCUGUUGGAAAAACCUAUGAGGUGAAAACAAUCCGGCCGUAAAACAGCUUUUUUUGGAACGGCACUGUGAAGUAUGUCUGCUGGACACAAAGAGACUCCGCGAGACACUACAUGUCAAAGUGGAGCUGCUGUUUUUUUCUCCAACCCUUUGAUGAGUGAUUCUGAAUCGGACUGGUCUCCUAUUCAUGAUGCUGCCUUUAAUGGACGCGUCCUCGCUCUGCAGAGACUCAUUGCUCAGGGUACAUCUGUAAAUCUGAACACCUUAGACCAGGUUUCUCCCCUCCAUGGAGCAUGUUUACAAGGCUCCGUGACUUGCGCCAAGCUUCUGAUGGAAAAUGGGGCAAAUGUUAACGCUUCGACAGUAGAUGGACAAACCCCCCUGUCAGAAGCCUGCGCCCGGGGUCACGUAACCUGCGUAUCGCUGCUCCUUCAACACGGAGCGACUCCCCUGGGGACCAGCCAGACCAGCUCUCCGAUCCACAGGGCUGCAGCCAAAGGUCAUGCGGAGUGCAUCGAGCCUCUUGUUCAGCACGGUGCAGAUGUGGAUCAGUACAUCGACCAAUCAGGGUUCCCUCUCCACGUCGCCUGCUCCAAUCAGCAUCUGAGUACUGUGAGGAAACUGCUUCAACUUGGUGCCAGAGUGAACAGCAGUGUGUCUGGUGACUCGUCGCUGCACAUCGCCGCCCGUCUCUCCAGCCCUGAGAUGGUGUCAGUCCUGCUGGAUCACGGGGCCGACCGCUCCCUCAGGAACUCAGAGGGCAAACAGCCGCUGGACCUCGCACCUCCCAACAGCCUGGCAGAGAGGAUGUUGAGACAAGCAGGAGGAGCGUCUCCUCUGAUGCAGCUGUGCCGGCUGUACAUCAGGAAAACUGUGGGCAAGCAGAGACUGAAUGAAAUUCUCGACCUUCACCUUCCCACAGAGGUGAAACAGUAUCUUCUCUACCGAUCAGACCCGGGGGGAGAUCUAAUGCACUGAAUAACUGUCACAUCCGGAGCAUUUAAACUUCUGGGUCAGUAGGGGGGGUAGUUGCAUAAUGUUGCAGUGAGAAGAAGACGACAUCAUGGCUCAUGGCUGUGGUAGUAAUUAACUCUAAUUCUCUCCUUUGUGACAGACCUCUGUAAACAAACUGAUUCACAAGAUCAGUCUGGACUUUAAUGGGAAAACUUGGAGCGAGUUAAGUUUAUCAUUAAUUAUUUAUAAACACAAGACACACAUAUUGGAAAUGAGAAUACGUGCUGCUCAUAAGGUCUAUUAAAAGUUGCAUAAUUCAUUUUAAACAAGGUUUAACAAACGGAAACAAUGUUCUUUAGAUUACACGAGCCAAGUUUCUGUUGUUCAUGCUGCUGUAAUGAUUUUGUAUUCCUUUUUUAGACCAACAGUAUAUUAAACUUACUCUCAUAUGAAAUGUUGUUCAUGUCGGUACAUCAAUAAACAUAUCAAUAGAGCGAUUGGAUUACCGUGACAUGAUCGAUUACUCAGAUUUAUAAUGCAAUUAUCAUGACUAAAUUAUAAAAAUGAGGCUCCAUUUCUUGAUUAUUUCAAUUAAAAGAUAUCAGAUAUGUUUCAUCGGUCAUGUUAGAAAGUGUUCCCCUAUCUUCAUCAAGUGCUAUUGUCUAGAAUCCACCAUUUGAUUAUAUUAACGGGGAAGUUCAUCGAAAAUAAAGUCCUUUUUUUGUUGGAAAUAUCUGGCCUUCUGCCCCUAAUUCUGGUUACCUCAUGUCUGAGUGUCCCAAGACUCCAGCCCUCGACAGUUAGGUCAUCUGAACAGUCAUAUGUAGCUGGAUGGCUGCUGCGUUUACCAAUCAUUUCAAACAUGGUCAAGCUCUUCAGAGAAAUGAGUCUAACCAGUAACAAUGAGUCAGCAUCCAAUGCACACAAACACUACAUACAUUUAGGAUCAAACCCCCAGAGGUUUUAGCUGCUAUAAAAAAAACGUUUUCUUUCUUUUCCUUCGUGUUUUCAUUUUAAGAAUUUCUGUUCUCUUAAUUUUUAAUGUUGAUUGUAAAGCAAUGAAGCACUAUUUAACACUGAUACAAAAUGAUCCAGUUGCACAUACAGUGUGUAGCGCGUUGCUAUUUAAGACAUGCACUGUAUAACUUGCCUACUGAUGAAAUAUAUACAUGUAUCUGCAUAUGGACUGUGAAUAAAACAUGUUUUUCACUCACUAUAAAAACAAA
Sebastes umbrosus (honeycomb rockfish) is the source of this 2937-nucleotide messenger RNA. RefSeq names its product ankyrin repeat and SOCS box protein 9-like. Gene Ontology annotation, molecular function: protein binding. Gene Ontology annotation, biological process: positive regulation of protein catabolic process; protein ubiquitination; intracellular signal transduction. NCBI's taxonomy places the organism in Eukaryota, Metazoa, Chordata, Actinopteri, Perciformes, Sebastidae. Bases 833 to 1735 code for a protein of 300 amino acids. The transcript is spliced from 7 exons. The record is from RefSeq and is a predicted model, not a curated record.